Mollisia scopiformis is the source of this 530-nucleotide messenger RNA. RefSeq lists its product as uncharacterized. The transcript has 4 exons. Lineage: Eukaryota; Fungi; Ascomycota; Leotiomycetes; Helotiales; Mollisiaceae. The record is from RefSeq and is a predicted model, not a curated record. The coding region runs from base 171 to 530 and encodes 119 amino acids.
UGAAAAGCCUAUCUCUAGGCCUUGAAUUUGAAAUCGAGCGUGAAAGCGGAAACCCCCGGCAGAAACACCCAAAAACAACCUAGCGCACCCAAGCUCCUCGCAAGCAACGAACCUCACACGAUUAUCUCCUCGAGACAAACCCCCCAAUUGACGAUCCGCGACCAGCCAAGAUGCCACAAGACCUACCUCCCGUUGGCGGCUACGAGCCCGUGCAGUACAAGCGAAACCUCCCCGCCCGCGGUUUCCGCCCUUCGGUCAUGCUCCUCGGCGUCGCUGGCAUAAUGACAUUCGGGUUCUACAAGAUCGGAAAGGGGAUUCGGGAACAGAACGAACUCGCCCGCGAAAAAAUGUGGUCCCGGAUCCAUCUCAUCCCACUGUUGACGGCGGAGGAGGAUCGCGAUCUGGUGAGGCGGCAUCUGGCGGAUCAGAAGAGGGAGGAGGAGUUGUUGGGGAGUCGGACGAGUCCGUAUCAUAGUGAUAGGUUUGUGAGGCCUACUUAUGCGGUUACGCCGAGUCAGAAGUCGACGUAG